AGCCGCACUGAGGAGCUGCGGGGGUUUGACAGAGUCAGCGGCGGAAAGAGAGCCUCGCCUCAGAAUAAAACAUUAUAUUUUGAAAAAUACGGGGAAUCAAAACAUAAAAGUAGAAUUUUUAAAGAAGGAACUCACGCACAAGCCGUAAAGGAGCGUUACUAUGAUCCGUUUCAUCCUUAUUCAGAACCGUGCUGGAAAAACCCGUUUGGCUAAGUGGUAUAUGCAGUUUGAUGAUGAUGAAAAACAGAAGCUCAUCGAGGAAGUUCAUGCUGUUGUGACUGUUCGUGAUGCUAAACACACCAACUUUGUGGAGUUUCGUAACUUCAAGAUAAUUUAUCGGCGCUAUGCUGGGCUCUACUUCUGUAUUUGUGUGGAUGUCAAUGACAAUAAUCUGGUCUAUCUGGAAGCUAUCCACAAUUUUGUGGAGGUUUUGAAUGAAUACUUCCAUAAUGUCUGUGAAUUAGAUCUUGUCUUCAAUUUCUACAAGGUGUAUACAGUGGUGGAUGAGAUGUUCCUAGCAGGAGAGAUCAGAGAAACGAGCCAGACCAAGGUGUUAAAGCAGCUGCUCAUGUUACAGUCCCUGGAGUGAAAAUCAAAAGGAUGCUUCUGCAAAAGCAGCUCAAGCUCAAGCUCAAGCUCCACUGGUGCAAGUGUGUGUUUUAUCUGUGUAUGAGUGUGUGUGUGAGAGAGAGAGGAGUGAAUGAAAACUAUAGGGAACAGUGAAUGUUAACCCAGUUACUGCAGGACAAUGACCACUUAACCCAUCUGAAACUUCCUACAAUGCUUCAGCAUCUCUGUCACAAGUUAAUCUGGUUGUAAGGCACUCCUGUGCUUCUGGCUGUCUGGCUGUUGAUUAAUCAGUCUCCACAUAAAUACUUGGAUUUUGAUAACUGCCCUGCCAAGUUAGUCCCAGAACAAUGCAAAUACUUGAUUCAGAGCAAGUCAGUUUGAUACGUCUCAAAGAGAGCGCAUGUACAGUUACACUACAGUGCCCCUAAUGUGAACUGGCCAACAGAUUGAGUGUUCACUGGUAGAACACACCGCACACAAACCAAGCCAGUGUUGUCAUUGGAAGGCAGUGUGAAAGCAAGGUGGAAUCUUCAUAUUCUGCCUUUGUUGCAUUUGCCCACAUUGUCCUAGCUGCAGACAGUCGUUCAUGUUGACCCCAAAAUACUGGUGGUGGGACCAAAUGUGAGCUGAGUUUUGUGCAAGGAUCUCAUUUAAAAUGAUAUGGUGAAUUGGUGCCACGGUGUGGUUUAAGAUCACCAGUAACAGCACUGAAAUGCCAAUGAUUUUUAAUUUUGCACAUUUUUACUGACUGUUUUGCUCCAAUUUAUUUGGCCCCAGGUUCAUUGUUACUUUGCUGUGGCCUGUCUGAGUUUAUGACUAAAAACUUUGACUGGAAAUUCAGAUUUGUUAUAGCUGGAGCACCGUUCCGUGUAUAUUUUACACUUCACCGUGCACCUUGGCUUUGUGACAUUUAUUCUUGCAUUGACAGCUCUUUUUGAAGGUUGGGGUUGGGGUUUUCCACAAACACAUUUGAAUGUCUUUUCAUUCCCCUUAGAGGAAAGCGUAAUGGAUGCAAAUCACCUGUCAAACAGCCAGAAUUCAGUAACCAGUAUUAGAUCACAGAGAACAGUAUUUUAUAUAUAAUUAUCACAUAAAAGUGUAUGGUUAUUUCUCACUACCCACCUUCUAAUCCCCCACCCCCCAACCAAAAAAGGAAAUGCAGUUUGUGAUAAUUGAACCUCUCAAUAAAACUGCUUUCAGGAAUGUACAAGAGAACCCACUGUAGAAUCAAUUUGCUUUAAUCCAUUGUCCAGGUCUCUGAACAAUAGUGACACCACUGACUGUCAACAUGUUGCAUAUUAGUAAUUAGCAACAAAGCCUCAGGAUUUAUGAAUAACCGAAGCAAUGGAAGUCCUUCCAGCUCAUCUGAUUUACAGAAUAAAUCUAAAUGUCAAUUGAAGAGUUGCUAUUCCUGGUUUGAUUUGUUCUUUUGCAGAGUUGUGUUUCUCUGAUUGGCAUGACCUGCACUUGGAUAAAGCAAAAUGCUUCCCAGAUGGUGUUUUAUUUUCUUUUAAGUAACAUUUGCCUGGCCCUCUUCUAUUGUAUUUGAAUGGAUUCAUAUGUAUGGAGAAUUUUCACAUUCACUUAUUGAGGCAAUAUGUUGUAAUCAUCGAUAGAAAUGUCCUGUUAUGUGGAGGCGGUAACUUGUCACAAUAAAUACUAGAAGUGUU
Molecule: messenger RNA, 2240 nt
Organism: Pristis pectinata (smalltooth sawfish)
Lineage: Eukaryota; Metazoa; Chordata; Chondrichthyes; Rhinopristiformes; Pristidae
Gene: ap2s1
Product: adaptor related protein complex 2 subunit sigma 1
Exons: 5
Coding region: 161-589 (142 amino acids)
Biological process (GO): intracellular protein transport; clathrin-dependent endocytosis
Cellular component (GO): intracellular membrane-bounded organelle; AP-2 adaptor complex; membrane coat
Molecular function (GO): clathrin-cargo adaptor activity
Source: RefSeq, a predicted model, not a curated record